AUGCCAGACCGGAAUGAUGAUCGCAAAGGAUACGUCCAGACAUGGCACGAUAGGCCUUUCGCUCGUCAGCAGUAUCUCAACCCAAAGGAUACGCCAGCAGAGAUAAUCGUUGAUCGGGAACGUAUCUCCCGUGGUCCUGGCUUCUCACGCGAGCACCGAAUUGUAGAGAUCGACGAUUUACCGAGACGGCGUCGAGAUUCGUCUCCGAGGCAGCCCCGUAGCCCAAGCAGAUCUGCCAACCCGCAACGUCGUGAAGUGGUGGUCGCCAACAAAGGUAUUCUUGGAUCCACCGUAGCUAUCCGUGCCCUCCUAACUCCUCCAGGUCGCCAUAGGCGCAAUUCUUCUGAAUCCGAUUCUGAAGUCGACUCCGACACCGAUGGCUCAAGCCCGCAUCGAAUCCGCAGCCGCAGACAUUACAACAAAGACCUCCCAGUAGUCCGCGCUGGCCCAGUCCUCGUCAACCCUCCAGACCGCUCUCGCUCCAUGGGACCCCUACGAUCACGCUCUCACGGCCCUCACGGCCCUCGCAGACGCUACGACAGCGACAGCGACUCCUCUUCGGACGACGGCGGCGGAAAGAAAGCGCAGCCAAAGCCGCCCCCAAAACAACUCCUUUACACAGGUCUCGCCUGCGUCGCCACCAUUGCCGCUGCAAACAACAUCUAUCAAUCGGCAAAAGCGCACCACACACGCCAGAAGGAGCUCGAGGAGGGGGAAAUAAGCAGUGCAGAAGCGCAGAAACAGAAGAUGCAAGCUAGGAAGAUGGAUUUGAUUAGUUUGGGGGUCGCGGCUGUGGGGGCGUAUAAUGUUAGGAAUGGGUGGAAGAGAGCAGAGGGACAUGUAAGCACCCCUUCUAAGUAA
Letharia lupina is the source of this 861-nucleotide messenger RNA. RefSeq lists its product as uncharacterized. The coding region runs from base 1 to 861 and encodes 286 amino acids. The record is from RefSeq and is a predicted model, not a curated record. NCBI's taxonomy places the organism in Eukaryota, Fungi, Ascomycota, Lecanoromycetes, Lecanorales, Parmeliaceae. The transcript is spliced from 2 exons.